This is a messenger RNA of Trachemys scripta elegans, 1702 nucleotides long. RefSeq names its product solute carrier family 43 member 1 (gene SLC43A1). The transcript is spliced from 7 exons. Lineage: Eukaryota; Metazoa; Chordata; Testudines; Emydidae. The record is from RefSeq and is a predicted model, not a curated record. Bases 1 to 972 code for a protein of 323 amino acids. Gene Ontology annotation, molecular function: L-amino acid transmembrane transporter activity; neutral L-amino acid transmembrane transporter activity. Gene Ontology annotation, biological process: neutral amino acid transport.
AUGGGGUCUCUGAUGGGGGGGUACUAUCGUGUCUGGUGGAGGAGAUGUGGGGGUUGUCUGGGGCUGACAGUAACGUCUCCUCCUUGCCUUCUCCCUCCCCCGCCCCUGCCUGCAGACUCGAUCCCCUUGCGCCGCAGCGUCUGCUCCCCCAUCUUCCUGUGGAGCCUGAUCCCCAUGGGCAUGACCCAGCUGCGCGUCAUCUUCUACAUGGCAGCGAUGAACAAGAUGCUGGAGUUCCAGGUGACGGGCGGCAGCCCGGACGUGCCGGAGGAGCUGAUGGAGAAGGCUGAGGACACAGUUGGGUUCUACGCCUCCAUCUUCGGGGUCAUGCAGCUGCUCUGCCUCGUAACCUGCCCCUUCAUCGGCUACGUGAUGGACUGGCGCAUGAAGGACUGUGUGGACGGGCCGCUGGGCACGGGCGCCACCGUGGCAGCUGGGGCCGGGGCUGAGAAGUCACCUGCUAGGCCCCGUUACCGCAAGAUCCAGAAGCUCACCAACGCCAUCCGGGCCUUCACCUUCACCAACCUGCUGCUGAUGGGCUUCGGGGUCACCUGCCUCAUCAGUAACCUACCUCUGCAGUUUUUGACCUUUGUCCUUCACACCUUGGUACGAGGCUUUUUCCACUCCGCCUGCGGAGGUCUCUAUGCCGCUGUGUACCCGUCCAGUCACUUCGGCACGCUAACUGGCCUGCAGUCGCUGAUCAGCGCCAUCUUUGCUCUGCUGCAGCAGCCGCUCUUCAUGGUCAUGGUGGGGCCCCUGGCCGGCGACCCCUUCUGGGUCAAUUUUGGCCUCCUGAUCUUCUCUCUCCUGGGCUUCCUGCUGCCCUUCUACCUCUGCUACUUCCGGCGCGCCCUGCUCCGGGAUCAGCCGGCGCUGGGAGAGAGCCCGGACCUGGCUGAGGGCGCCCAAGUCAAACUCCAGGACGGCGUGGCCCUCAAUGGCAUGCUGAGUGCUGACGACACUGCGGCAUAGGGGGGGCUGGAGAAGGGGGGGGGGAGAGCGUGGGUGACAUAGAACAAAAUGCCAGAUCCGCUCAUCAGACGAUUGCCGAACAGAUGGGAUGAGACACUAAGAGCAGGAAAAAGAAACACUUGUAGGUUUCAAUACGCGGGAGCCAUGGAAAUAACCGAGCUGCAUCGAAUUUCUAAUAGUUUUUUUAUAUAUAUCGAGAGAGAGAGAGAGAGAGAGCUAUAUAUUUUUGCAGGGAACUUUAUAAAGCUCUAUGCUGUAAAUAACUAACCAAAGAUCGGGGUGCGCUCCUAAGCCCCAAGUCAGGACGCGCCCUUCCCAUAAAGAUCUGCUGGUGCCGGAUCAGGGCAUUCAGGAUAAUCAUUUCUAGCACUUACCUAGCCACUUUCAUCUGUCAAACUGUGGUGGGUGAGUAUCAGAAUUCCCCCCCACACACACCAUGUUCUAGAUGGGGAAACUGCCUAGCUGCUGAGUCCUGGGUUUGAAUCGUAACUUCCCCCUCCCUGCCCUGCCUGACUGAGCCUUCGCCUAUCAGCUAACAUGGAGGGGUCAAACUUUCCUCACCCUGCUAGGACGUCCCUCGUUGGCCCAUGCUGGGUUGUCGAUAAAGUUUCCUUUAAAACAAAUGAAAGGAAGUGUUUCUCCACACUGUCAGCCUAGUGGAACUCUUUGCCGGAGGAUGUUGUGAAGGCCAAGACUAACGGGGGUUAAAAAAAGAACUAGAUAAGUUUAU